Molecule: messenger RNA, 2551 nt
Organism: Penaeus vannamei (Pacific white shrimp)
Lineage: Eukaryota; Metazoa; Arthropoda; Malacostraca; Decapoda; Penaeidae
Source: RefSeq, a predicted model, not a curated record
GAUUUCCUGCAAGAUGUGUUGCAGAUUGAGACAGCUGGAGAGAGCAUUAAAACAAAUGAGUUUUUAUCUCAAAACUUGCAAAAUGAUAAGAAAGAUAAAGUUUGUGAAGUAGUUCUAGAUAAACAAUUUGUUCCAGAAAAAAAUGGAUGUGCCAGCAAGUACAUAACUGAUGACAGUUUUGAUUUUAGUGAUGAUUUUCCUUUUGAACUGGGUGAUGAAGGUACUGUCAGUGGCCAACAAUCACAGGAUGAUAACAUGCCACCAGAUGCUGCUUAUAGAGCACCUCAACCAAUCUUAUCUCCUACACAGCAUACAGAUGGAGAUGGUAACUCUGUCAACACAAAUAAAAUUAGUGAUGGAAAUGUAGAUUUCAGAUCAAAAAUCCUCAAGACAUUGAAUGAAACAAAGAAAGAUAAUCCUAGGUCACAAGAUAGCUUCACAACCAAGGUUUGCCAGGAAUCUGUAAAAAAUAACAGUAUGUCCAUUUUGAGGACAGAAAAGAGGAAGGUGCCACAUAAUGUAUCUGAGGAUGACAAGACCUGUGCAUCCCUCAGCAAAAGAACUUACUUUAAGGAAAAUAAAGAAUUUACAUCAGUAACACAAUCAUCAUUACCAAAACAGUCAUCACAAAUGACCCCUGGUACUAUAAGUCACACUGUAGGGAAAGGAUCUAAUUGUGAUUUUGCAGUGAAUGAUAACCAGCAAGCUAAAGGGGAAAAUUUUGCUGUAUCUUCCACGCCUAUCAAACCGGGAGCACCCAGCAUCUGCACCAUCAGGAGUCCUAGGGGACCACUGAUUCAGAGAAGGAAGUUCCCAGGACCUGCAGGGAUCCUACCUGAUCUGGGAUCCAGUGCAACAGAAUCCUGUGUACUAAAACUGCAAGAGAAAGCUGCUCCAGUUCCUGUGCCUCAGGAAGUGGUGUGUUCACAAAAUUCUGCAAAUGAUUUUACCUGUGGCCCAUGGCAGCAGAUGUUAAAUGAUUUAGAAUUGGACCAGAAUAAUCCCAAGUGCCCUCUUGAAGUCUUCAAUAUUAAAUGGGUUCUUCGAAGAGCAAGCUUAAGGGGCCAGGCUGCAGUGCGAAAAGUACCUUUUUUAGCAGUUAUGCUACGGAAUCUAGACGUGACUCAUGUUGACGCCCAAGCUUUGCUGAAAGACAAAACAGGUGAAAUGAAUGCCACAGUUGCAAGUUCAGUGAUGGAGGAGUAUGGACCCUUGCUGCAAACAGGGUCUGUUCUGCUUCUGCGCGGGGUGACUGUUCUGUCACCUGUUGGUGUACGAACCACUUCGAGAGAACACCUACGGAAGCACUAUCUCAACAUUACUCUCAAUACUAUUGUUACCAUCUAUACUCCUGAUGAUUCUGGAAAUGUCAUUAGAACACUGAUUAGUAAAGUGGACAAGAAUGAGUUAUAUAAUGAAGCAGCAGCUCCCAAAACUGCAGCCUGUUCAAGAGCAAUUGUGGAGGAGGAAGAAGAUGAAAUAAUGGAAAUGCCAUUGAAUAAUAAUCAAUCGCUUUUUUCUGUCAGUGAUUCUGUAGCUAGAAAUUCACUCCACUCCAAUCAAGUGUCUUUCCAUCAAAAACAACUGCCAAAUUAUAGGUCCCCAACAGCAGGUGGCAACAACUCGGUUCAAAAUUUCAAUACGAAAGUGCAGAGCAAGAAUAAUUCAACACUCCCUGUUAGUGCAAAUAGUCCAAGGUUGCAAUCUGGAGUCAGUUCAGUUCUGCCAGGCAUUACAAACUCUCCUCAGUCAAGGGGGUUUCAGUUCAGUCACCCAAGAGUAUCAACUCCGAUCAUGAGCAGAAAUUAUACUGCUAGACCUGAAAAACCAGAGCCUAGAGCACAACAGCCUCAAAACACCACUUCAUCACAGAGCAAACCAUUCUUUUCCUUUCGGCCAUCAGGACAGCAGGCUGCAACUUUGGCAUCAGGCAGACCAAGCAGUGGUCCUUGUGAUUUUCCACUUAAUAGCAAUAACCAGAUAAAGGAAACUGAUGAAAAGGAAGUUAGAGAUCUGCUCAACAGUGUUGAUGCUGAAUCAUUGUUUGGAGAUUUUUGAUCAUAAAGUAAAAGGUGGAUUGAUAUUGUUCCUCUGUACUAGAAACUGUUUUUUGUUUCAUUGCAAAUUUUGCAUGUAAUUUCAUGAGAUGCAGUUAAUGUUCUUUUUGGCCAGGGAAUGAUAUAAAGCUACCCAUUAUGAAUAUGACUAUAUUAUUGUAGGAUUUCUUGAUAUCUGAUAAACAGGUAAACAAUGGGUUAGAUAUUUUUGUAUUUUUUAUAUUGUAUAUAUGGAUUACUAUGAGAAAUUAUAUUUCAUAUGAAUAAUGUAUAUUGUUAUUAGUAUCUUCGACUAUUGUUAGGUAUACGUGACAGCAAAAUAGAAAUAUAUAGAAUGAGUCUAAAUUAAAUGUUGGAAGUUAUUAUCACAAAUUGUGAAGUCAUAAUCAAAGAAUAAUUAUGAUAAAAAACAAACAAACUAAAAUUACUGUGUAUAUGCGCCAUUAUUUGCUUUCGUUAUUUGAAGAUAAUUUUCCCCAGAAUUAUUAUUAUUA